This is a messenger RNA of Lagopus leucura (white-tailed ptarmigan), 3560 nucleotides long. It is a transcript of the gene SFRP1, whose product is annotated as secreted frizzled related protein 1. The record is from RefSeq and is a predicted model, not a curated record. The coding region runs from base 1 to 924 and encodes 307 amino acids. The transcript is spliced from 3 exons. NCBI's taxonomy places the organism in Eukaryota, Metazoa, Chordata, Aves, Galliformes, Phasianidae. Gene Ontology annotation, biological process: negative regulation of canonical Wnt signaling pathway; canonical Wnt signaling pathway; non-canonical Wnt signaling pathway. Gene Ontology annotation, molecular function: Wnt-protein binding.
AUGGGCGGAGUGCGGGGCGAGCUGCGGGCGCUGCUGUCGCUAGCCGCGGGGCUGCUGGCGUGCGGCGGGGCCAGCGAGUACGACUACGUGAGCUACCAGUCCGAUCUGGGGCCCUACCCUGGGGGUCGCUUUUACACCAAACCCCACCAAUGCGUGGCCAUCCCCGCCGACCUGAGGCUGUGUCACAGCGUGGGUUAUGAUAAGAUGGUGUUGCCCAACCUGCUGGACCACGAGACCAUGGCCGAGGUGAAGCACCAGGCGAGCAGCUGGGUGCCGCUGCUCAACAAGAACUGCCAUAUGGGCACCCAGGUCUUCCUCUGCUCCCUCUUUGCUCCCGUCUGCCUGGACCGGCCGGUCUACCCGUGCCGCUGGCUCUGCGAGGCUGUGCGUGAUUCCUGUGAGCCCGUCAUGCAGUUCUUUGGCUUCUUUUGGCCGGAGAUGCUCAAAUGUGACCAGUUCCCACAGGAUGAUGUCUGCAUUGCCAUGACAGCUCCCAAUGCCACCGAAGUCUCCAGGCCUAAAGGAACCACUGUGUGUCCCCCGUGCGACAACGAGAUGAAGUCGGAGGCCAUUGUUGAGCACCUGUGUGCCAGCGAGUUUGCUCUUAAGAUGACCAUCAAGGAGGUGAAGAAGGAGAACGGGGACAAAGUGAUCAUUCCACGGAAGAGGAAGGCGCUGAAGCUGGGGCCCAUCCGCAAGAAGAACCUGAAGAAGUUGGUGCUGCUCCUGAAGAAUGGGGCUGACUGCCCCUGCCACCAGCUGGACAACCUUGGCCACCAUUUCCUCAUCAUGGGCCGCCAGGUGAAGACCCAGCACCUUCUGACAGCCAUCUACAAGUGGGACAAGAAGAACAAAGAGUUCAAGAAGUUCAUGAAGAAGGUGAAAGCUCCGGACUGCCCAACGUUCCCAUCUGUCUUCAAGUGACCCCCAUGGGGGCCAAACCCCCCCCCCUUUCUUCCUCAUCCUCAGAGCUCCCCCAGCCCCACCUCCUGCCCCAUGCCAGCAUUUCCCAGAGUGAGCACUGAGCAGACCCCGAGGUCAUGAACCACAUACAUCUGCAAUAGCCAAAGACCCAUUGCUGUGAGUUCAUGGAAAUAGCAACGAUCAGAUGCAGAGGGCUGUGAGACCACAUGAUUUUGGACGUGACCCUCGUGACCACCUGUAUUUGUGGCUGCAGGAGCACCUGAGUUACUUCCUACAGGACCAGAGCCAGCCUAUUGGAAAAGCAUUCCAUCCUGACAAGUUAAUAAACAAGUGAAGCAGCAUCCAUCGAACCCCUGAUAAAACCUCUUAGUAGCUAAUUGCCCUCAUGGUAAAUACAAACCCACCAUUAUUCCAGUCUGAGUGCCUUUGGGUUGAGCCUCAGCCCAGGACCUCACGGUGCCCUGAUUUGCUGGCUCUCAUUCCCAACCAUUGCAUGGUCCCACAUACCUGGCUGUGUCCCUCAGUGAGGCUCUGCUUGCUGGCUCGUGUCUUUGCUCAUUUUACCACCAAUAUUUCGUAGUUUCUUCAGGCCGUCAGCAAAAUAUUGCACUGCAGAAGGGCAAGGAGUGAUUCCUGUGGAGCAGCACAGGACUGCAUCCUCUCCGUGCUCCUCUUCCUGCAGUUGGGACUGAUUGGUGUCCAGGUUUUGAUGUAUGACAGCUUGGCUUUGUUUGUACUGUUGUUGUUUUUUUCCUGUCAUCAAAAUACCACAUUAGUGUGAGGUUGUGUCGUUAUAUGAAAGACAAUGAAUACUGCAUCCAAAUGAUUAUUGACCAGGCUGAAAUUCAUUAUUCUGUUAAUUAGAUGUGUUCUUUUCUGCACAGUCCCACGUUACUCCACAUUAAUUACACCAUCCCGCUUCUAUUCAUCAUUCUCAUCAAUCAUGAUUGCUCUUAAGAGAAUGACUGUCUUAAAACUUGAAAUAAUCCUGUAGCUUUGCAGUUAACUCUGCUCAGAUCUGGUGAAUGAAUUGUUCUCUGGCUCGGGAGCGCUGUGUGUUUCUUUCAUGACUGAACCAUGGACUUUAUUGUAGAUAAACUCCCUAAAUAUGCUGAGCACCCUGAUGAAUGCUGCUUCAGAACUAGCAGAGAGAUGGAUUUAGGAUGUGAACUCUUUAGAAAAUCCCACUAAGUGUCUUAGACCACAGCGUGUAUUAGCAUUGUUACUGUGAUGCAAAGUUAAUCAUUGUAGAUAAUGUACUUGAUCAGUGAAUUAAAAAAAGAAAAAAAAAGAGCAAAACCACAAAAAAGAUCCACCCUAAGCUUUAGAAGCAGCUCAGGGCUGCUGAGCUGUGUGUGAUGUUUCAGACACGGUGCAUUGGGCAUCUCCAUGUACCUGGAUGGUUGUUGUACCACCCUCCUGCCAAACUGCUGUGGGAUCUGCCAGCAGUUCUGUGCAGAUGGAGCAGGCAGAGCCCCUGUGCAUCAUUGCAUCCCUUGUGCUCUCUUUGUAUGUGGAGGAUUUUAAUAAUAAUAAUAAUAAUAAAAAAAUAACAGCACUAAGAGUUUGACGUAACGUCGUGUUGUAGACAGGAUAUAUAUUUACAUUUUGCUCUAAUGUAAUUUUAGAUGGUUAAUUUAGAACCUUGUGUGGCAGCCCCAAAUCAGAGCUGCAGCUGCUGCCUAUGCCCCCCUGGGCUCCCAUCUCCCCCAACCCAGGGAUGGAGCAGCACUGGGCUGCAGUCCAGGCCCACAGCGCCGAGGCUGAGGCUGCAGAUCCACAUCAGCAUCUGCUUCCAUGGCGUGGCUGGAAGCCUCAGACAUGGUGAAGGUGUUCAGCACUGCAACCACAGCAGUGUGCUCACGGUAGAUGAUUUCAGCUGUUGGUUUUGAUGUUACGGCUUGCAUUUAUUUUCAAAUCUCAUAUCUGUUGUUUAUGCUUUUUCUUUUAUGUAUCAAUCGUCUCUUCACUAAAACUGCUAAAUUAAUCAACAACGACGUGAUUCCCCCUCCCUGUUUUUAUAGAGACAUCGUUUUCUGUCCCACGUUGGUGCUGUCAGAGGUGGCUGCAGUGCGAUGCAAUGGGACGUGAUGCGAUGCUGGGGAUGUCUGGGCUGGAUGUGCUGCAGCUUUUUGGACAAGAGGAGGGAGAUGCUUCUCACAGCCAAACUUAACGCUCCCCAGCGGUGCAUCCCUGCUCUUAGAACCCAGAAAUCAUCUUGCAGUGCAGCCCAUGCACUCUGCAAAUAGGUCUGGGGGUGUGAGAGCCAGGUGGGGGUCAUGCAGGGCACAGAGCUGCAGUGGGCUUUGAGGACUCCGCAUUCCUUAUUUGCUCGUGAGGCUCAGGGGGAGCAGCCCAAGCUACACAUCAAAUAGGUUUUGAAGGACAAAUGCUCCAAAUGCAAUUGUGACAGCGUAGAAGAAGAGCACAGAUGUGUGAGUGCUGUGAGCAGGCACAACCCAGAGCUGUGUGAGGAGUCUGUGCUGCUGUGGGAACCUCUCAUGUGAGCACAAUGCAUUACAGCAGAGCGCUGCUUGCUUUUCUCAUGGUAUAUUUUGACAAAGAAAUCUGUACUUGAUUGUUUUGCUUUGUUUUAAACUUGUGGUUGAUAUAAACACAUUAUGGCUUCUGUUCUC